Cinclus cinclus is the source of this 1233-nucleotide messenger RNA. It is a transcript of the gene FAM199X, whose product is annotated as family with sequence similarity 199, X-linked. The record is from RefSeq and is a predicted model, not a curated record. The transcript is spliced from 6 exons. NCBI's taxonomy places the organism in Eukaryota, Metazoa, Chordata, Aves, Passeriformes, Cinclidae.
AUGGCGGCGCCGCCGACGCCGUGUGCCCGAGGCGCUCCCGCCGCUGCCUGAGGCACGCCCGCCGCCCCCGUGCCCGCCGCCAUGACCGAGGAGCCGUACGAGAAGUUCCUGGCCCCCGAGGAGCCGUGCCCGCUGCUCUCGCACCAGCACCCGCCGCGGGGCGGCAGCUUGAGCCUGAGCGAGGAGGGCUGCCUGGACGUCAGCGAUUUCGGCUGCCAGCUCUCCUCCUGCCACCGCACCGACCCUCUGCACCGCUUCCACUCCAACAGGUGGAACUUGACAUCUUGUGGGACGAGUGUGGCCAGCUCGGAGUGCAGCGAGGAGCUGUUCUCAUCGGUGUCAGUGGGGGAUCAGGAUGAUUGUUACUCUCUGCUGGAUGACCAGGAGUUCACCUCUUUUGAUCUGUUCCCUGAGGGGAGUGUCUGCAGUGAUGUCUCCUCUUCCAUCAGCACAUACUGGGAUUGGUCAGACAGCGAGUUUGAGUGGCAGUUGCCUGGCAGCGACAUUACAAGUGGGAGUGAUGUGCUUUCUGAUGUUAUACCGAGUAUUCCAAGCUCUCCCUGCCUGCUUCCCAAAAAGAAAAACAAGCAUAGGAAUCUUGAUGAACUUCCAUGGAGUGCAAUGACAAAUGAUGAACAGGUUGAAUAUAUUGAAUAUUUGAGUCGCAAAGUCAGUACAGAGAUGGGCCUUCGAGAGCAACUUGAUAUUAUUAAAAUUAUUGAUCCUACUGCUCAGAUCUCACCUACAGAUAGUGAAUUCAUUAUUGAAUUGAACUGUCUCACAGAUGAAAAGCUGAAACAGGUGAGAAAUUAUAUCAAGGAACACGGGCCUCGCCAGCGGUCUGCAAGGGAGAGCUGGAAGAGGAGCAGCUACAGCUGUGCAAGUACCAGUGGUGUGAGUGGUGCCAGUGCCAGCAGCAGCAGUGCCAGCAUGGUCAGCUCAGCAAGCAGCAGUGGCUCCAGUGUUGCCAACUCUGCUUCAAACUCCAGUGCCAACAUGAGUCGAGCACACAGCGACAGCAAUUUGUCCACAAGUGCUGCAGAAAGAAUCCGGGAUUCCAAAAAACGUUCCAAGCAACGGAAACUCCAGCAAAAGGCCUUACGGAAGAGACAGCUGAAAGAACAAAGACAAGCUCGUAAGGAAAGACUGAGUGGAUUAUUUCUUAACGAAGAAGUGCUGUCUUUAAAAGUGACUGAGGAGGACCAUGAAGGAGAUGUGGAUGUUUUAAUGUGA